AUGCAUCGCACAACCACCGAGAAACGAACUUGCUUGUUCCAAAUGGAAUGGCAUUUGAUCAGUCGCGGGCGACAUGACAUGAUAGAACAUGCGUAUGUUGACGUGAAAUGUAGGUCGUUAUUGGUGAUAGGUUUUCUUGUAGUGAUUGUCGGAGUUUGGAUUGCUAUCAAAAUUCUAAGAGUUAAAAAUAGCGAAAUGCGUAUACGCCGUUACGACAUUCUGUCAGCGAAACAGCUUGUUCCGGAUCACAUUCGUUCUGAGGACAGUGAUGACGAAUUACUUGCUCCAGUACGAAGGGAUGAUUUUAUAAGACAUCUUAUACCGGAAAACACAAUCCAGUAG
Messenger RNA from Acanthocheilonema viteae, 342 nucleotides. The record is from the annotation of a GenBank genome assembly. Lineage: Eukaryota; Metazoa; Nematoda; Chromadorea; Rhabditida; Onchocercidae.